Molecule: messenger RNA, 1607 nt
Organism: Morus notabilis
Lineage: Eukaryota; Viridiplantae; Streptophyta; Magnoliopsida; Rosales; Moraceae
Product: putative oxidoreductase TDA3
Exons: 2
Coding region: 173-1462 (429 amino acids)
Cellular component (GO): cytoplasm
Molecular function (GO): oxidoreductase activity
Source: RefSeq, a predicted model, not a curated record
CGCGCCAGCCCAUAAUAACAAAGCCAUUUAAGCCCAACUCACGAACCCUGAAUCUAAAUCGGCCCAUACGAAUUUUCUUUCCUCCCAAAAAACGCGACACGAGACACGAGGUAGCGAUAUCCACGUGUCAACUCCCACGAAGUUCUCAACAGUCAACAAGCGAGAAAUAGAUAUGGCGGCAGUAACGUCACCGCCAUCGAUACUACCUCCAUUUCUCGGACGAAUCCAAACCCAAACCCGCAAGAUCUCCACCGUCAGAUCAAUCCGAUUGUCCUCAUCACCGUCGCCGCCAAAUCCGAUGGACGAGCGUCAUCCUCCGAAACGAGUCGUCGUCUGCGGCGGCGGAGUAAUCGGCGUCUGCGCGGCCUACUUCCUCUCCAAGAAGGGCGCCGCCGUCACGCUCGUCGAGAAAUCUUCCGUCGCCUGCGCCGCGUCCGGAAAAGCCGGCGGAUUCCUCGCCCUCGACUGGUGCGAUGGUAGGCCCCUCUCCUCCCUCGCCCGCGCCAGCUUCAAUCUCCACCGUUCGCUGGCGGAAGAUCUCGACGGCGCGCGAUCGUACGGCUACAGACCCCUCACUACUCUCAGCCUCACCGUCACCGAGUCCAAUAACCCUCCCUCCGGUUCCCGACCCUCCGGUAGCUCCAAUCUGCCGUCGUGGGUCGACGGCCCAGCUCGGAGCCCGAGGCCCAUCGGGACAGUAGAAACGACGGCCCAAGUGCAUCCCCAGCUGUUCACGAGAACUCUGAUUUCGAAGGCGGUGGAGAGUUACGGCGUUGAGGUGGUGAUUGGGAAACUGGAGCGAGUUGAGGUGAGUGAGGAAGGCCGAGUUGACUCGGUGGUGUUGGAAGGCGGGCGAGUGAUAGAGUCGGACGGCGUCGUUUUAGCGUUGGGGCCGUGGUCUGGAAAGUUCGAGAUGUUGUCGACGAUGUUCAGAGUGUACGGUCUGAAAGCUCAUAGUAUUGUGUUGGAGCCUAAAGAACCAGAGGCGAUUACACCUCACGCGCUUUUCCUCAGUUACUAUCCCUCUCAUGGAGGAAAACCCAUGGACCCAGAAGUUUAUCCUCGUCCCACAGGUGAGGUGUACGUGUGCGGAAUGUCGGCAGAGGCAGAUGUGCCAGAUGACCCGGAACAGAUUGAGGGCAACCCGGUAUCGAUACAGGUGCUGAGGAGGGUGGCCGGCAAUGUGUCAAGCCAUUUGAGGGAAGGGGCGGCGCAAGUGAAGGCCGAGCAAGCUUGCUUCUUGCCAUGUACGGACGAUGAGGUGCCUAUAAUCGGAGAGGUCCCGGGGAUAAAAGGGUGUUAUGUGGCCACGGGGCAUGGCUGUUGGGGCAUCCUGAAUGGUCCCGCCACCGGGGCUGCUGUGGCUGAGCUUGUGCUUGACGGGUGUGCCACCGUUGUUGAUCUCACUCCAUUUAGCCCCGCCAGAUUUGUUGGCGGAAAAGGGGCUAGGAAAGUUGUUUGAUAGAAUCAGAAAAUGUUUGAUUACUAUGUUGUAAUUUGUUGGGCGGAGUCACGGAAUAAGAAGUGUAGCUUUUUUUCGAUUAUAUCCAAGGAAAACCUCUUAUUUUCGAUUCUUUUUUUCUUCUGGAAAAAAUUAUACACAUGAU